Molecule: messenger RNA, 1004 nt
Organism: Spirodela intermedia
Lineage: Eukaryota; Viridiplantae; Streptophyta; Magnoliopsida; Alismatales; Araceae
Source: the annotation of a GenBank genome assembly
AUGGGGGUGCUGUCGAACAUGAUUGACCGCGAGCAGCUAAAGCCCGGCGACCACAUCUACUCCUGGAGAAGGGGCUACAUCUACGCUCACCACGGUGCGUCCUACAACCUCGCCGCCAUCUUCUUCCCCGGAAUCCCCUGAUGCGACCGUGGGCGGUCGAUCGUCGGGAGGAGAGCUCUGCUCGUCGAUGGAAAUCUCCUCCCGACGCUCGAUGGACCACGAUCGCCGGCGUUCCUGCGGCGGACGAUGAACGAGCCGCAGGAACGCCGUGGACGGCCGCGUUCCUCUCUCAGAUUGCGGCGUAACGCUGAUUAUAUUUUUUUUCAUUUUUGACAGGGAUCUAUGUGGGCGAUGGGAACGUCGUCCACUUCACCAGGGGAGGUGAAGAGAUCGGGACGGGGACCGUCUUCGAUCGGCUUCUGUCCAGCUCCGUCCCUUCCUGCCCCGACUCCCCCUGCGAGCAAUGCGGCGAUCAGAGCGCGCUCAACGGAGUCAUCGAGUCCUGCCUCGACUGCUUCCUCUCCGGCAACGAUCUCUACAUAUUUUGUUACUCGGUCUCGCUCGCCUUCUUCAUCUCCAAGGUUCGAGGCGGCACCUGCACUUUCGCGUCAUCGGACCCAGCCGCCGACGUCAUCCACCGCGCGAGGUACCUCCUCCGGCACGGCUUCGGCGCAUAUGACCUAUUCAAGAACAACUGCGAGGACUUCGCAAUCUAUUGCAAGACGGGCCUGCUGGUGACGACGAGCUACAGCGUGGGGCGCAGCGGGCAGUGGGGGUGCAUAGUGUCCGCUGCCAGUGCCAUAGCCGGCUCCCCCCUCCGCUUUCUGUCGAGCAGCUUUGGCGGGCUGGCGGUGGUCACGAGCGGCAUAUACUGCCUGAACCGAGUGGUCUCCGACAUCGGGAUUAGGAGGGACGUCGCCAAGCUCCCCGUUGAGGAACUUGUGUUGAGCUCUGGCUCCGCCGCCGGUGAAGCCGAGUCCUUGUUCCGAAGAAUUGUAGCCUGA